AAACUCUCGAGCCGUCAACGUGUCCAGCGGAAAGUUAAAAGCCAAAUAUCAUUUGGACUUUGUGUUUUACGCGUUUCAAAAGCCAGAAUUUCAGUGCGGAGUGCAGCUGCCCGAAAAGGAUACGGCCCAAACGAAAGACUUAGGAAGCGAACGCGAUGACGAAAGGCCAGAGCCCAGAAAGCCAGGGAAAAUGGCUCCUGCCCAUGCUGCUGCUGCUGUUCACUGCUGGACAGGUCACCACACAGGAACCGCCAGCGGCGCCGGGAGAGUUUGCUCCCCAUGUCACCGCCACUUGCAAGGCGGGCACAAUGAACAUCAAGGUCAAGAUGAGCUCCGGCUACACGGGCGCCGUUCAUGUCCGGGACUAUCGCACGCCCGGCUGCAUGGCCAUGGGCGAUGGCAGCGACUCGGUGGCCUUCAGCCUGAAUCUCUGGGCCAAGCAGGGCGCCAGCGACUACUGCGGCAUCCUGGUCAGCAACGUGAGUGGAAGCAAUCGAACCGAGGAGCGUUCCAUUCAGCUGGCCGUGCGUGUGCACAAGACUCUGGAGCUGGCGGACGAUAAGUUUUAUGUGAUUACCUGUGGCAAAUCGGGCUUUGCGCGCGAUGACAAUGCCCAUGUGGUGCUCAAGUUCCUGGAGAAUGAUCAUCGGGUGCGUGAGACGGUCUAUGGCCACCAGUACAAGAUCCGCGCCGAGUUCUCCAAGCCAAACGAUACCUAUGGCCUGCGAGUGGGUAACUGCUUUGCCUUUGACAAGAAGAACAGGACCCAAAAGCUCACCGAUGAUAGCGGCUGCCCCUAUGACACGAAUAUCAUCAGUCGCUUUGUGCCCACAGCAGAUGGACGAGCUGCCGAAGCGGUGCUUAGAUCGAUGUUCAAGUUUCCCGAGGGAUCCGAGGUGCAUCUGCAGUGCGAUGUGAUCCAGUGCUAUGGUCGCUGCGUGGAGAUCGAUGACUGCAAUGAUGUGGCAUUGGCUGGAUUUGGCAAGGGCACCAAUGGACCCAGAAAGUUCGGUCCCAACGAGGAGGGCUCCAGCCUGGCCGGAACCACGGUCUUUGUGCUCGAUCCCAACGAGGCCAGAUUGAUCUCGGGCAAUUGCGAGGAUGGCAUCCGACCCAGUUGGCUGCUGUGGCUGACCAUUACCUUGGGUGUACUCUUCCUGAUCAUGCUGCUGAUGAACAUCUUCCUUUGCACCGCCAUGAGCUGCAGUUGUGCUAACACAGAGAUAAUCGAGAAGGAGCCAUCCAUCAUCGAGGAGUACGAUCCGUAUCGCAGUUGGCAUGGCAGUCAGUAUGGUUCGCGGUAUUCGCUGCACGGCAGGGAUGCCCACAAGGGAUACACCAGCGGUGGCUCCACGAUACACUCAAAUAGGUCAAUGCCAAUCGAUAACGAUAACGAUUAUGCCAUCGUGCAUUCGCGUCCAGGCUCUAGACAUUCCACGUUACACGGACAGCGCGCCCAUCGGGGACCGCCCAGUAAUAUUUGAACAGAUCCCAAUAGGAACGAUAGGAACGCGACAAUAAUGAACGCUAAUUCUUUAAGUUAGAUUAAGUAAAGCAGGGGGUGUCAAGGAAAUUGCUAGAAAUUAAAAAAAGAGCACCUUAAAGGGUGUCUAUUUCUAGCCAUUUCUGUGAUACCCCCCGCAUACAUAUAUGUAUGUCCCCCUUUCCCAUCUCUCGAACUUGAGUCUCAAAUGUACAUAACUAAGUGAAAAUUCUCGCCCUGCCCUGCAAGUUUUCCAAAUUUCUCCAAAACGAACGUUAGAGAUGAUGAUGCCGCUGUAAAAUACUAAACUAAACGUACUAAAGUUCUCUUUGCCUAAUUGUAAUUGAACAACUUAACAUAAGUCAUUAGUCUGUCAUAAGUGCGAACGAAUGUGUAUUAGUGAAAUGUUUCAACUACUUGUAACUUGUAAAAAUAUAAACAAAAAGCAGGCCAACAAAAUUAAUUUAAAUUAAAAGCUACAGUAUAGUCUAAAAUGUUAAGAAGCAAACAUUUGGCAAAUGCGUUAAACGUACGAAUUGUAAUUAAUUAUAAAUUU
This is a messenger RNA of Drosophila kikkawai, 2039 nucleotides long. RefSeq lists its product as uncharacterized. The record is from RefSeq and is a predicted model, not a curated record. Lineage: Eukaryota; Metazoa; Arthropoda; Insecta; Diptera; Drosophilidae.